UUCGUUGGUGUUGUUGUUGUUACACGUUACACUAGCUGAACGGUGAACAGUAGCCGUACUCGUCGUGCGUCAUGCGGUCGUUUAUCGGUUCUGUUACAUACAUAGCACGAAGUAUAGUGACAGUCAGUAAGCACGUUUAUUAUUAAUUACCAACACAAAGCAACGGCAGCAUCAUAGAUAAUGGCAAAUUGUUUCCUCGAACCCGCUUUCAUCGUCGGUGAGAUCGACGAGAACAUUAAUCUAUCGAUGCCUCCGUCUUCCGGAGAAGAAUACAUCAAAAGGGUAGUAAUGGAGGCGCAAAGCUGUGCCGAUGUCGUAGUAGCCGACGUCGAUCGAAAUCGUUUUAAAACACCUACGAUCGACAUCGAACCCCUGUCAGGAUGCGUCGAAGCACCGCCGUGGCUCGGCCCUACGCUCGAAUGGCAAUUGUAUCAAGUAUCCGACUUCUCUAACGUGCGUAUGUACAUAAGUCAGUUAAAGAACGAGAUUCAUACGUUGAAACGCAAGUGGAGACCACCAAAAAUCGACUUGCCAGAUAUAGAUGACGAGAACGGUUGGAUCCAACUGUGUUCUAGCGAUGAGAAGGGGAACGAUAAAAUCAGUCCGACGUUGAACACGAUCUUUUGCUUGAACCAGCCAAUGGUGGAAAGGACGUUAGAGUUUUUGGUGGAACACUUGGAGAGCUCGACCGAGAUGGGGCACAAAUUGGGACAAUGGAUUUACGCGCUGUUGGCCGUGGUGGAACUGCCGCUGACACCGGAAACCUGUUCUUGUUUAAGAUCUCUGGCCAGGACGUGCUCCGUGAUGCGAGCGAAAUCGAAAACGCUGCAAGUACACGAGAUAGGAGCGAUCAAUUUAUUUAUAUGCUUAGUCGCGAGAUACUUCCGUCAACUGGAUCUGGCCGACCCCUGACCGUACCCCUCUGUCUGUCUUUUAUAUUUUCCUUUCCGAUCGAACGGUAAUCAUGUUCGCUGUACGACUCGAGCUGCGUCGCUGUUUCUUAAUAAAAUCGACCUUUCGCUGCACA
Messenger RNA from Ceratina calcarata, 1027 nucleotides. It is a transcript of the gene Gem2, whose product is annotated as Gemin 2. Gene Ontology annotation, biological process: spliceosomal snRNP assembly; spliceosomal complex assembly. The record is from RefSeq and is a predicted model, not a curated record. The transcript is spliced from 5 exons. Lineage: Eukaryota; Metazoa; Arthropoda; Insecta; Hymenoptera; Apidae. Bases 181 to 912 code for a protein of 243 amino acids. Gene Ontology annotation, cellular component: SMN complex; spliceosomal complex; nucleus.